UCCCACACUCUGCUAAACUGGAUACAAACUGAGACACAGCCAGGAGCGUGGGACUUCUUAUUUCAUGCUUUUGUAACUCUUAUCAGGGUGUUGGACAGUUGUUUGUAAUUGGCAGACAACUGUUGUUUUGGACCAAGAGGUUUUUCUCUUUUAAGACUAAUAGAUUUUAAACUUUUUGGACCAGCAGUGUUUUUUUCUAAGUAAUGUUUUGGAGAGACCUGCACAGUGUUUCAGACUAGUCCAGACAGACAGACAGACACAAAGCAAUCAGCACAAAGACACUCAGUGUUGGAAGACAGACAGGCAGACAACCAUGGGUGUUGAAGAACAGAGAGCUGGGAAGUUUUACGUGGAGAGGGAUGUUUUGGACGAGCUUUGCCUUGACCAGGUGGCCCGAAGACGGACUCCCUCCACCACACCUCCCCUGAAGGAGAGGGUGAAAGAUUCCCUCAGAUGUUCCAUGCCCAAGCUGAAGCGCUCUGUGCUGAGCACUUUGCCUGUCCUGUCAUGGUUGCCACGUUACUCAGUGAGAGACAACGGCCUGGGAGACCUCAUCUCUGGCAUCAGCGUUGGCAUCAUGCACCUGCCUCAGGGUAUGGCCUAUGCUCUCCUGGCCUCUGUGCCUCCAGUGUUUGGUCUCUACACCUCCUUCUACCCUGUACUCGUCUACUGCAUCCUUGGCACCUCCAGACACAUCUCCAUAGGAACGUUUGCUGUGAUCAGCAUCAUGAUAGGCAGUGUGACAGAGAGGCUGGCCCCAGACAGUGACUUCACAUUCCUGAAUGGAACCAACGGGACAGCAGUUCUGGAUGUGACAGCCCGUGACGCCUACAGAGUUCAGAUAGCAGCCAGCACCACUGUACUGAGUGGGCUCUUUCAGGUCCUGUUGGGCAUGGUGCGGUUUGGUUUCGUGGUGACGUACCUUUCGGAGCCCCUGGUACGUGGCUACACAACAGGAGCAGCUACACACGUGGUCAUCUCACAACUCAAAUACAUCUUUGGUAUCCACCCUGCACGCUUCUCCGGACCACUGUCUCAGGUCUAUAUCCUAAUAGACAUCUGUAGACAUCUGCCAGAGACUAACAUUGGGACCCUGGUGGUUAGUCUAGUGGCCUUGGUGGUCCUCAUAGUGGUCAAAGAACUCAACUCCUGUUAUGAGAAGAAACUACCUCUGCCUAUUCCCAUAGAACUCAUAGUGAUCGUAGCAGCAACACUCAUCUCCUACUACGGCAACCUGAACAGCCAAUACGACGUGGCCGUGGUUGGAGAGAUCCCCAGAGGGCUGAAGUCUCCCUGUCUACCUGACGUCAGUCUGUGGGGUACGGUGGUUGGUGAUGCGUUUGCUGUGGCCAUAGUGGGUUAUGCCAUAAACAUCUCCUUGGGCAAAACCUUCGGCCUGAAACACGGCUACAAGGUGGACAGCAACCAGGAGCUGGUGGCUCUGGGUCUCAGUAACACAGUGGGAGGAUUCUUCCAAUGCUAUUCUGUCACCUCUUCUAUGUCCCGUAGCCUCAUCCAGGAGAGCACUGGGGGCAGGACACAGGUUGCCGGGGUGGUUUCUUCAGUGAUUGUGCUGAUCACCGUCCUGCAACUGGGGACACUGUUUGGGGAGCUACCCAAGGCUGUCCUGUCCUGCAUAGUGUUUGUAAACCUGAAAGGCAUGUUUAAGCAGUACCUAGACAUUCCUGCACUCUGGAAGAGCAACACAGUGGACCUGCUGGUGUGGUUGGUAACGCUGGUGUGCACUAUCCUGCUGAACCUGGACCUGGGCCUGGCUGCAUCCAUCGCCUUCUCUCUGCUCACUGUCAUCUUCAGAACACAGCUGCCACGGUACUCUAUUCUGGGGCAGGUUCCUGGGACUGAGCUCUACCUGGACACAGACACAUACGAAGAGAUGACUGUCUAUUGGACCCCCCCCCUGUUUGUUUGUUGGUUUGUCCCGCAGGCAAAAGAGAUCCCAGGUAUCACUAUCUUCCGUUCCUCCACCACAGUAUACUAUACCAACGCUGAGUUAUACCUGGACGCACUGCAGAAGAAGAGCGGUAUUGACGUUGGGAAGCUGCUGACGAGAAAGAAGAAAAGAGAUGCUAAAAAAAAGAGGAAAGACAAGAAAGAAAAGAAAGCUAAAAAGGAGGCAAAAAAACAGAAUGGUGUGAAUGGACACCUACCCAAUGGUACAGUCCACCCAGAGGACAAGGUGGACGUAGAGAAGGGCUCCCCUGACCUGAAGGAAAACAGGACAGACAUCGCCCUGACUGACAGACCCACUAAUGGACAGGUGAACUGGGCCUACGAGCAGCAAUGGACCGGGUUGGACCUGGGCUCUGAGACUGGUAGUCAUGGCGAUGAUGCCAUAACCCAGACGUCCAGUACCGUAGGAGAAGAGACGAGAGGGAGGAGCUCCGACACACAUACCAUCAUCCUGGAUCUCUCCACAGCCAGCUUUGUAGACACCGUCACUGUGAUGAUGCUGAAUAACAUAUUCAGAGACUAUAGAGAGAUUGACAUUGAUAUCUAUUUAGCUGGAUGCCAAGUCUGUGUCGUGGAGCAGUUAUCCAGAGCAAGCUUCUUCUCUGAGUCCAUCCCUAAGAGCCGUCUGUUCACUACGGUCCACGACGCCGUGCUACACAGCCUCCGGCUGCAAGGGGCCUCAGACGUUCCCAUCUACGAGUGUGCACUGGACAUGGCCUGCACUACCAAGAUGUAAACAACAUGGGUCACAUUGGUCACAAUUCUUUAUGGAAAAUAAUAAAUAAUGGUUACUAAUGAUGCAAUAUUGAUAGCAUUAUGGUGUUGGAAAUGAAGUAUCAAUGUACCCUGAUGAUUCAAGUUCUCUUGAGUCCACAAUCUUCAACACAGCACAUAUAUCAUAAUACCAUAAAUGCCACCCCUGUUAUUGUAAUAGUGAGAGGUUAGCAUGUCUUGGGGGUAUGAUAUUUGUGCGUCUGUAAAUUUCUCACUCGUCAUUAUUCCCAAUUCAUUCGGGAUUAUCCGUAAUCAUGGUAGCAUCCACAUUAAUGUAGAAGUGUUUAGAAACAUACUCUAAUCUUAUUUACAAUAAAAGUGACUUCUAAAUAA
Molecule: messenger RNA, 3078 nt
Organism: Oncorhynchus kisutch (coho salmon)
Lineage: Eukaryota; Metazoa; Chordata; Actinopteri; Salmoniformes; Salmonidae
Product: solute carrier family 26 member 6
Exons: 19
Coding region: 314-2707 (797 amino acids)
Biological process (GO): sulfate transmembrane transport
Cellular component (GO): membrane
Molecular function (GO): secondary active sulfate transmembrane transporter activity
Source: RefSeq, a predicted model, not a curated record